Messenger RNA from Myxozyma melibiosi, 1408 nucleotides. RefSeq lists its product as uncharacterized. Lineage: Eukaryota; Fungi; Ascomycota; Lipomycetes; Lipomycetales; Lipomycetaceae. Bases 147 to 1403 code for a protein of 418 amino acids. The transcript has a single exon. The record is from RefSeq and is a predicted model, not a curated record.
CAGGGCUUUUGGCGGCGUUCGGCGCACGGCAGCCGAGCCGCAUCACACUCGUCCUCGGGGCAGAUAAUUCGGUUCCUCAGAUCUUUUGGGUGAAAUUCUCUCGAACAGGUCCUCUGCACUUCUUGCUGCUGCUGCUUCUUACAAUCAUGCCGUCGCCUGAGUUUAUAGCAAAACCCCCGGACGGCUUCUCGUUCCUGUCCAUCGUGCGCGGGUUCCAGCUGACCCUCUUAGGUGCCUACCGGGCGCUGCAGAACCCUGAUCUGCUACGAGCAAAGUACUACAAGCAGGCCCUCUACGCAGUCCUGAUCUCGCUCGGUAUCCAGCUCGUGAUCUCGGUCCCGCUAUGGAUUUUCAAGAUCUCUUUGCGUGUCUGCAUCUGGCUGUUCGAUACCGCGGACGACACCGACGCUGUCGCACGUGCGCUGUCGAUAAUCAAGAACGUCGAGUUCGUGGAGGAGCACGUUAUCAACUUGAGCGGGCUUCUUAUCGGUCUCAUGCGCUAUAUCCGGCCAGAGAUGGACGAGAUGUUUAUGGAGUCCAUUAAAUUUAUCGAUAAGGUGUAUUUCAACAUGCAUCCCGAGAAAGCAGUCCCCGCCAAACUCGCAGACGGCACGCUCACCGACGGUCCUUCUCGCUUCUACGCCCCGCUGUCGCAGUACACCUCGACCUCCGCGCGCGCGCUCUCCAAGAAACGCAACAUCGAGGCAAAGACCGAGGCCGAGACCGACGAUCUGCCCGCAAACAACAACGCCGCGCGCUUCGUGGCCAGAUACGUCCGCCGCUCGGUGUUCUCGGUCGGCAUAUACUUUCUCUCGUCGAUCCCCUACGUCGGAACAAUCAUCCUUCCCAUCGUCUCGUUCUACUCCUUCCGCAAGACCGUCGGCGUCACCCCUGCUGUUGUCGUCUUUGCCUCCGGGUUGUGUCUUCCGCGUAAGGUCUUAACGCGAUUCAUCGCCGCCUACUGGGGCGGAAGAAGUCUGUGUCGCGAGCUACUGCUGCCGUAUUUCGCACGCAUCCCCUUCACCCGCCGCGAGCGCGAGCAAUGGUAUCACGCCCGCGAAGGCGUUCUCUUUGGUUUCGGAUUCGGCUUUUAUUUCCUGCUGAAAAUGCCCUACAUUGGCGUCCUAAUGUACGGAAUCGCAGAAGCCUCGGCCGCGUACCUCGUCACAAAAGUCACUGAGCCGCCACCUCCCCCUUCGGCUGUGCUGGAAUGGACGCAGACUCAGACAAAGUGGAAUAAGCGCGAGAAGAUGCUGUCGAAUGGGAUCGUUGAGAGUGAAGGGUUUAAGUCGGUUGGGCUGCCUGGUGGUUGGGGAAGUAGUCCGGCUGAGGUUACGAAGCCGUUGGCAGAGAGUGUCAAGGAAGCAGUUGGGUCUUCCGUGUCAGAAAAGAAGAUUUCUUAGGGUGU